AUGGCAUUUGAAAAUCCAAUUGCAAUUCCUCAAUUGGUUUACCAUGUAUCGAACCCCCCAUUGAAAAACUUUAAAUCUGACGAUAAUGAUGAUAGUUUAAGUGAAGCUGGAACUUACACUCUAGAUGGAGACAAUUAUACAGAAGAGCAAAAAGAGCGCAUGAAUAUUGACAAGAUACCAGCAAUAAGUGAAGCUGGUUCGAAGCAUUAUCAAAAAUCAGAGCAUAGAGAUAAAACUCCUCAGCGGCCAACUAACUUUCAAGAUGACUUAGAAGUUAUAGAUCUAACAGAACAACCUAGCUCAUACAAAGCUGCCGACGACCAGAAGAUGAAUAAUGUUUUGGAAGUAAGUUACUUCCAUGAUCCAUCGGCAGUUCAUCCUAUAAAACAAAAACAGUCGUAUUUAGAGAAGUUGAAAUCUCGGGUGAAGAACAUAACACACAAGGCUAGAUCACCUGAAAAGCAAAUUCAGCAACAUCAAAUGAAUUCACCAGAUCAAGGAACGUUUACUUCGGUGACUACAAGUGGGAUACUGAGUGUGAAACCAUGUCUGGAAGAUCACCCACGGAUGCAUAGACGAAACAGCUUAACCAAGUCAUAUGUUGACAGUUCUGAAUACGUACAAGGAGUGGCAAAGCUAAAUAUCCUGUCGAAGGGUGAAGCCAAGAUAUUAAACUGCUACACUGACACAGAAAAGGCAUCUGGAAUUCAAGAAUUGAGUGGUACUUAUGAUAGUUCAAGGCGAAAAACUGGAUCUGAUGCUUCUGUCAUUAGUUCCGCUGUUAGCAAAAAAGACUGGAUUCAAGAAUGGGCCAAAACAGCACGAGAAUAUUCGAAAAGUCCUGCAGUUGGUACCAGUACUGCUUCAAGCUCCCAAAUGACUAGAAGCUACGAUUUUGAGAACAGAAACCAGUUUGGCUAUGAUUUCGAUAUCGAUAUGACGAAAAGUGAUUAUUAUGAUGCUAAAAAGUACGAAGAAUUUGGAGAUAAUUUGGAUCGGCAUAAAUUUCAUCGCAAGCAGUUAGACCAUAUUAUUAACAACAACAGCAGCAGCAGUGAUCCCACUAUGAGACCAAACUUUGGUAACGAAAAUAACAGCUAUAAUGAGUUUACACGCCAAGGAAGUAUUCGUCAGAAUUCGAGGUCUAACGCGUCAAAACCACCUAUGAGUCCAAGUAAAAUUCCUUCCCCUAUUGGAUCAGUUGGUAGAGCUAGAAGUGUCAGCAGAAAUCGUAGCCUUCAAGGAAGUAACUCGGAUUUGUCAACGAAUGAGACUGAAAUGUAUUUGCAAAAAACUGCAGCUGCUAUAUCCACGUUACAAAACAUUCACAGACGGAAUUCUACACGAAGCACAACGCAGCACAAUUCGUCUCACUCUAGUCCUUUAAGUCCUGCAUCUCGUCGAAUGUCGCCGAAGAUAUCUCCAAUGAAUUCGUUCCAAGCACCAGUCCAUAAUCUUUACAACGACAAGUCACAUUGCAUGGAAGGCGCAUUACUCUCACCUCAACAUCAACAAAUACGAAACAUUAAACAGCAGCAGCAAAUUCAUCAGCAAAGCUCGUUAAACCACAAAAGAAACUUAUCACUAGAUGAUUCCGACUCAUAUAUAAACGUACUAUCGUCCUUAGAAUAUGGUAAUCAAAUGUCAAAUAGUCUCAACACUGACAACGCGAAUGCAAUAUUAGAUUUUAAAAAGCAACAUACCAGACACAAUUCGUUUGAAGGAAUGUCCACGCUUCCACCGAAACCGGUGAAAUGUUUCCAAAACUUUGAUCAAGCAACAGCUUAUUAUAGUGUAAGAUCGAAUAAUGAGUCCAUCAUGUGUGAUGACGAUGAAAACGAGCAAAAUGACGAGAAUUUAGUGACUCUAACAACACGUGUUAAAGGAUUGUCCUUAAGCACAAUGAAACAAAACGAACAACGAUUAACUGGAAAUCAGAAAAUGAUCACACCGACAAUUGGAAAACCCUCAGUAAAUACGAUAAAACCGACAGCAGCGUCGACGAGUAGAACUUCCAUGGCUAAAACAUCAUCAGCCCAAAUGUCUUCGCCGAUUAAAAGGUCAAGUUCAUUCUCAGUAAAAGCGAUGAAACCAACAACUCCCACAAUGACUCCAAAGCUUGGAUCAAGACCUUCGAUGUCAAACACAAAGAUUCAAAAAUCCGCUAGCAGCACUAGUUUCAAAAAGAUUGUGGCAAAUUUCAAAGAUGAUGAAGACGAUUUUUACAUCAACAAUGAUGAUGAUUUGGAAUUAAAUCCAGAAUAUUCAUCAAACUCUGAGUUUAGCGACAGAGAUGAUGAUACUGAGGAAACGGAGAAAGAGCCUAUUACAAAUACUCGCUACAAUAAAACAUUCCUUAUGCGGAUGGAACAAAACAAAAAGCUCAGUUCCGGAGGAAAACAAGGGGUAGCAGCAUGCCCAAAUACUCCAGAGUUGCCACGACGGACACUUCAAAUCAAAGGGGCAACGCGCGAUCGUGCGUCUAUGCCACGAGACUCCAGUCUCAACCGCAUGAAACAAGAUUUGAACAUUUCGCGAAAAUCAGUGAGUAAGGAGUUAGCGUCAUUCAAAGAACCAACAUCGGCUGGUAAACAGAAAGUGCAACCGAAAUACUUGGAUAUUUCAAAAUAUAAGACUCCAGCUGCAAGUAAUUUUCUUAAGAAAGAUGAAUCUAAAAGCUAUUUAGCUAAAACAGAAGUCAAGAAAAGCCCUAGUAGUGCUUCUAUUGCGUUGGGCCGUACAGAGCACAAUAGAAUGAGUACGAGAAGUGUAAAAUCAGCUGGAGCUAAGCUUCCAAAUGCGAAAAAAGAAGCCCAACGUAAUUCAAAAGAACAAGAGUUGGAAAUGUGGCGACGACGAGCAAGUUAUGAUCCUAUGAAGGCCGCUCAAGAAGGAAAACGAAAACAGGAGGAGGCAAAACGGACAAGUCGCCAGCCUCAACCACAAGCUGAACGUCCAAGUAAUUUCAACGAAAGCUCCGUUUUAAGAUCAAAAUCGUACCACUGUGGCGUGGGAAUGGCCCACUCGCAAGCUGAAAAUAUUGGAGGCAGUAACGCUAAAAAUAGAGGUGCUAUUGAUCAUGCAGAUAUGUCCUACCGCAACAACCAACCGAAUAAUCGUUGGACGUUCACUUCUACAGAGUCAAGUGAAGAAUAUGACGAUGAAUAUGUUAACUAA
This is a messenger RNA of Culex quinquefasciatus (southern house mosquito), 3177 nucleotides long. Its product is annotated as bromodomain-containing protein DDB_G0270170. The transcript is spliced from 5 exons. The record is from RefSeq and is a predicted model, not a curated record. Lineage: Eukaryota; Metazoa; Arthropoda; Insecta; Diptera; Culicidae. The coding region runs from base 1 to 3177 and encodes 1058 amino acids.